Molecule: messenger RNA, 411 nt
Organism: Gongylonema pulchrum
Lineage: Eukaryota; Metazoa; Nematoda; Chromadorea; Rhabditida; Gongylonematidae
Source: the annotation of a GenBank genome assembly
AUGGAGAAUAUGACCCGAACUCGUGGUGAUACCAUCGAAUUGGUAUGCGAAUUUAGUGGCGAUGGCGAAGUAAAGACAAAAUGGUUACAUCUUGGUCAGCAGUGGUCUGUCCGGCGAACGAAUGGAGAAAAACGGAUUUCUGACUUUAAUUCCAGUUCACAGAAUGCGAUAGGCAGCAGUAUUUCUGAUGGCUCCACUAAUAACGAAGAUAGUCGCAUAACCGUGCGAGAAACAGACGGUGUUGUCACACUGACAGUAUCAGCAAUUGAUGAGGACGAUGCUGGUCAGUACCAAUGCGUGGCUGAAAAUGAGGCUGGUUUUGAUCAGGAUUCCAUAUUUCUUUCUAUUAUUCUUAUCCGCAAAUUUCACAUUACAUCUCGUUCUCUGGAAAAUUCCUAUGGCCAUGAGUAA